Xenopus laevis (African clawed frog) is the source of this 8335-nucleotide messenger RNA. RefSeq names its product NHS actin remodeling regulator L homeolog (gene nhs.L). Bases 451 to 5178 code for a protein of 1575 amino acids. NCBI's taxonomy places the organism in Eukaryota, Metazoa, Chordata, Amphibia, Anura, Pipidae. The transcript is spliced from 9 exons. Gene Ontology annotation, biological process: cell differentiation; lens development in camera-type eye. The record is from RefSeq and is a predicted model, not a curated record.
CUCUAUUCAAACAACUCGCUGAAUUCCUGCCUCCUGGUUUUCAGUCUGCCUCACUGUGGCAUGGUGAAAGCAGAGAGAGACAGAGAAAAGCUCUCCAAAAAAGCAACUGGAUGAUCAGAGGGAAGUGAGGAUCCAAGGAGGCGGUGCAGGGCUGCAGCACUUCCAAAGUCAGAGCUGCACAUUGUCCCACAUGGAGUGGAAACCAUGGAUAGAACAAUCAUCAGCUACCAACAAUUAGGAACUGCAAAGUAUUAAAGGGAAAGCAGUGGACUGAAAAAUGAAACAGGGAUAAAACGUGCACAGGAGUGGCACACUGCUCUGUGGAUUGCAGCUUUUCCAUUUUGGAGAUAUUGAAGAGGAUAAUCCUUUUUCGUGGAAUUUUAAUGUGGUUUUCUUAGGAUUGGAUAGCCAAGGCUUUAUUGUUCACUGAGGUGAAGGAGGGGAUCUGCAAUGCCCUUUGCCAAGAGGAUUGUUGAGCCCCAGUGGCUGUGCAGGCAUGCCAUCACCCUGCCAGAGGGUAGCUGCUGCCGGGAUCAGGGAGAAGAGCACAGGCAGCAGCACCCACGGGGUAACGCCAGGGAGGAAUUGUCAGUGGUGGUGGCACCUUCAGUGCAGGUGCCCUCUGAUGAAAGGGAAACAGUGCCAGGUGGUGGAAAAGAUAAAGAUGUGGUGCCCUUGGAUUUGGGCUCAUUCAACAACGUCGCCUUGUCGCGGAUUUUGCGUCAGUUGUCAGACAUGGCCCGGCAUGCCUGCUCCCUCUUCCAUGAAAUUGAGGUGGAUAUACAAGUGAUCGCUCGGCGGGUGCGAACACUGCAAGGGAAAAUCGGCAAUGUCCAGCAGGUUGUGACCAGUCUGGAUCCAAAACAGGAGACAGUGCCGGUUUCAAAUCUGGAUGCAGAAAGCAAACUGGAUGUGUUUUACAAGUCCUCCUGGCACCAGCAGAGGAAUAUUUUUCUGCCAAUCACAAGGCCCAUAUGUGUGGAAGAGUUGCACCGACAUGCCAAGCAGAGUCUACGUUCAAUGCGAAAAGAGCAACGGAUCCGGGCAGAUAAUAGAGAAAGACGGUUUCAGGGCUCAAUUUUUACAGCCCCACCCCUUCCCACAUACCCAGCAGUUAAUAAUCUGAAGAGACAAGAAAUAAAAGAGCGUCAUGUUGUACAAUUUAACAGAACCCGUUCGCAUUCCCCCACUGAGUGUUGCCAUUUGACCCCAUGGAGUAGAAAGGCUCAUGCACCUCAGGAGGAAGAUGAUAUCAAUAUAGGGCAAAGACCUAAAAACCCUAUUCCCAAUGUUCCAUCUACACUGGAUAAGCAAACCAACUGGAACAAGGCAUUACCUCUCCCCACUCCUGAUGAGAAGAUGAAACAGGAGUCCCAAGUGAUUACUUCUUGCAUUAUACCCAUCAAUGUUUCUGGGGUUGGAUUUGAUAGAGAAGCGAGCAUACGCUGCUCACUUGUUCAUUCACAAUCUGUACUUCAGCGUAGACGGAAACUGAGAAGAAGGAAAACGAUAUCAGGAAUUCCCAGAAGAGUUCAACAAGAAAUAGAUUCUGAUGAAUCCCCAGUUGCAAGAGAUCGUAAUGUUAUAGUUCAUGCCAACCCUGAACUUGCCAGCUCUGCAAACAGGAGAUCUGGUACACGUGAUACUGAGUGCCAAACAGAUGAUAUACUCAUUGCUGCUCCAUCUCGAAGAAGAAUUAGAGCUCAAAGGGGUCAGGGCAUUGCAGCAUCUCUCUCUCAUUCUGCUGGUAACAUUGCAGCCCUAACAGAGAGUGGGGACCAGAUGUUUAAAAACACAGUAUCCAGUCGCAUUCGUUCAAGGAGCCUUCCUAGAGAAAGUGCUAGAGAAAGCAAUGAUCAUGACUGCAGCGCACAAUCAUCAACAUACGAAGAAGAUUGCUAUAUGCCCUGCACAGAAAGGAUACUAAAGAAAGAUAAAGACAGUUUAACCAGUCAAGAGUCUCCAGACCACCAGCCAUUAGGCUUAACCUAUUCCCAGCACCGGCAUAGCCCACAGUUACAUUUGAACGAAAGGGGAAGAUCAAGGCUAUCAAGAAUGGCAGAUUCAGGGAGCUGUGAUAUUUCUUCAAAUUCAGAUACAUUUGGAAGCCCUGUUCACUCAAUUUCUGCAGCAGGUGUGUUGUUGAGCACACACAUUGAUCAGAAAGAUGACCAUCAGUCAUCUAGUGGAAACUGGAGUGGAAGUAGCUCAACCUGUCCCUCCCAGACAUCAGAAACAAUCCCUCCAGCUGCAUCUCCUCCACUGACUGGAUCUUCCCAUUGUGAUUCAGAGUUAUCCCUGAACACAGCUCCCAAUGCUGGUGAAGAUUCUAAUGUUUUCAUCACUGAACAAUACAGUGAUGACCACAUAGACAGCAUAAGAGGUCACAGAGCCAGUUCCUUUACAUCCACAGUUGCUGAUCUGCUUGACGAUCCAAACAGUAAUACCAGUGACAGUGAAUGGAAUUACCUUCACCAUCACCACGAUGCGUCAUGUCAUCAAGAUUUUAGUCCACAGCACUUAAAGACAGACCGCUUACCUAGUUUUACCAGUAUGGGCACUUAUGACAGCUUUCUUGAAAAACCUGCAUCUGAAAAAGCAGAUACAGGUUCCCAUUUUUCUGUAGACACUGAAGGAUAUUAUACCUCCAUGCAUUUUGACUGUGGUCUCAACACUGGUAGGAGUUAUAUUUAUAACUAUGCACCGACGGGGUCAGAACGUGAUCAAGGUCGUGGUAUUUCUUCCAUGAACACAGAUAAUGCUUGGCAAUGUUAUAUGGAUCAAGAAAAUGAAGGGAACCAGAACAUCUCAUUCAAGAAACCAAAGGCAAGGCCUACACCACCAAAACGUAGUUCAUCUUUAAGGAAAUCUGACAACAACACAGAUAUUCUUGAGAAGAAAGAACCAAAGAUAGUCUGUGGUCAGCAGCAAGUGAUUCACUCUUCCAGGGAAAUGAAGCUGCCACUUGAGAUGUCUAAUAUUCCUUCAAGAGUGGAAAACUUUGCUACACCAAAUCAACAAGAAAUACCAUGGGUUAACCAGGAUGACAAUGAUUUAAAGAGCACUCAAUUUCUAACCACAGAUGUUCCUUCUUUUAAAUAUGAGAGUGGAGAGCAGUCUCACUAUGCAGAUCUGUGGCUCGUCAAUGACUUGAAAACAAGUGAUCCUUAUAGGUCAUUAUCAAACUCAAGCACUGCUACAGGCACUACAGUCAUUGAAUGCAUUAAGUCACCAGAAAGUUCAGAGUCCCAGAUGUCACAGUCUGAAUCCAGAGCAACUUCACCAUCACUUCCUUCUGUUGAAAAUGAGUUCAAGUUGUCUUCUCCAGAAAAGCUUGCUGGCUUAGCAUCACCCUCAAGUGGUUACUCUAGCCAAUCAGAAACCCCUACAUCCUCCUUCCCCACACCUUUCUUUUCUGGGCCCCUUUCACCUGGUGGUAGCAAACGAAAGCCAAAAGUUCCAGAAAGAAAAUCUUCUUUGCAACAUCCUUCUGCCAAAUGUUGUAAUGUGUUGGGAGGCAAAGAACUGGAGCUUCCAACUAUACCUCCUACCAAUCUUGACCUAAGUGCUCUUCAUGUUUUACAUAAACCAUUACCUUAUAGACCACAUAUACAUGCUUUCAGUCAUAAUAACCAGAAUAUGUCAGAAGAUCAGUUUGACUCAAAUUCUUCAACAGCUCUUGCCAUAACACCAUCUGUACUUAAAUCUGUCCAACUCAGAUCUGUGAACAAGCAACAUAAAAAGUCAAAACAAAGAGAAACCUGCAAUAUUGUAUGCUCACAGGAUCCCACAAUAACAGUGGAUACCUAUACCACAGAAAAAACAAUUGUGACAUCAGCUAGAAAAUCAAUUUUGCGUCAGUUUUCUACAGAGGAAGCCAUCCUACCAUAUAUUGAUUCCUCACCAGUUGACACCAGUCCACAAAGUAUGUUUUUUGACAAGUGUGAAUUGUUCACUGGUCAUGGAAUGUACAGACAGGACAAAGGUACAAAUAUAUUUGGAGUCACUAAAGAACCUUGGACUCAUGAAAUUGUACAAGAAACUGUGUUUUUAGCACAGCCAGAGACCACAACAACAACUUUUCAAGAGUACUAUGAGAAAAAGAACUGUAAUGAAAUUGCAGUUGAGCAAUGUGGCCACGUUCAAGAGGAUAAUCAACUUAAGUUGACACCAGACAUACAUAUACAGGAUGAUGUGAUGACUAUACCAGAACCUAUAAAAGAAAUCACUACUGAGUUCGCAUUGCAAGACAAUGCUGCUGAGAAAUUUUUAUCACAUGACAAUGAGCCAGACUUGAGCAACAAUGAUAAAGUGCCUGGAAAAACUCUCAGCUUUGAAUCAGAACUCUCCACUGUAUAUUCACUCAGCGAUGAAUCUCAAGAGCAGGAAUCUGAAUUUGUAUCAGGAAUUCCAACCAAAAGUGCCUCAGAGGACAACAGAUCUUAUGAUCCAUCUGAAAACAUGGAAGACACCUCAGAGAAAGAAUCAUCUCAGAGUGAGGAUUACCUAAUUUCACCAAUGAGUGAGGACUCACAGGCAGACACAGAUGAUGUCUUUGUGUCCCCAAACAAACCUCGAACAACAGACGAUCUUUUUGCAGCCAUUCACAGAUCCAAACGAAAAGUACUUGGAAGAAAAGAUUCUGGUGACUCCACUGUGAAAAACAAAUCAAGGCCAUUAACUGGGAGCAGUGGGGCAUCUGCUGCCUCUCAAAGGUCUCCUGGUCUUAUAUACAGGAGUGCCAAAAAAUCCAACACAUCCAAUGAAGAAUUUAAGUUGCUACUGUUGAAAAAGGGCAGCAGGUCAGAAACCAGUUACCGCAUGUCUGCUACUGAGAUUUUGAAGAGCCCUGUAACACCUAAAUCUCUUGGUGAUCUAGCACUUGAUUCUUCCUCAAGCUCUGAAGAUGGUAGUCAGUUAUCACCUGGUAGUGAUGCAUUUUCACCCAUAUCCCCUUGUUCUCCCCGUGUUAUAUCUGAGGGGUUUUCUGCGAAAAGUGGAACCAUGUCUGCUGCCUCAAGAGUGGGAAGGUCUAGAGUGCCUCCUGCUGCUAGCAGCAGCCGUUACAGUGUCAGGUGCCGUUUUUACAAUGCUCCAAUGCAGGCCAUAUCAGAAGGGGAGACAGAAAACUCAGAUGGUAGCCCCCAUGAUGACAGGUCCUCACAGAGCUCAAUGUAGGAGGAAUAUGUCCUGCUUUAUGUUAGAUUAUAUGUGUGCAAGCCCACAUCUAUUAUGGUAAAAUAUUCCUUGUUGAACAGAACAGAACAGAACAUGUCCCAGAAUUCAUUGGAAAAAAACAUGUGAAUGGUAUGUACUGCUUUUUGCACCAGAAUUCUGUAUUCUGAUGAACUAUUUAAUUUGCCAUAUAUAAACUUGACAGAAGAUACUGGAUCAGACAACAAACAAACUGCCAAAGGCACAUAAAUCCCAUCAAGGAUUUAAAGAAAACUAGUGGACAAACAACAGGAACAAAAAGACUGUGAUUAGAUUAGUGCAAUUAUUUGUCAUUUUCCAUUCCCACCAAUAAGACCAUCUUCUGUUUUUAACAACUUCAGAUUCUUAGUAUUAACUACAUAUAUAAAUCCACUUUAAGGAAGUGAAAAACAAAAAUAAUAUUAUGGAAACGAUGCUCAUAUAUUGUAAAAACAUAUAUUGCUAAAGUGCUUCCCUGGAGAUCGAGAAGAUUAAAAACAGUAAAUAAACCAUGAAUAUACAUAUUUUUGUACAAAUUCAGGAAAAAAGAAAGUGGAUUUUAAAGAAGCUAAGAUAAACUGUAAAUAUCAUAUUUUUGAUAAAACUGUAAAUAGGAAUAUGUAAUUUAAAGUGUAUAUGCAGCCAAUGAAUAAAAGGCAUUAGAAUUUCUAGAGUGUUUUACUCUGCCAGUGCUAUAUAAACUGUUUUAGCACUAAAAACGAUAAAAAAAAAGUUAAUGUUGAUGAAAAUAAAUGAGAACAUAAUUGUAUUCUGUGAAUACCACUGUCAUAAUCUGCAUCACAGCAAAUCAUACGCAUUACUAACAAAGAAUUAUGAGCCUCAAAUUUGUUUUUUUUAAAUUUUUAGAAAACGGUGGGCUGCUUUUUAAGGUGUAAACAUGUAAAACAUCUUGGACAGUACUGUAACAUUGUCUUUUCAUUUAAAGUUACUUUUCUGCUUGAAAACCAGCAGAAUACCAAAGCAGUGCCAUCACAGAUAUUUCUUAAGGAACUUCCUUGAUAUCUAGUGCUAAAUGAUGUCAAAAUCAAGAGAUGAAUCCAAGUGAAUAAAGCUGUAGUCAAACACAGCUCAUUUAUUGGUGAUCUACCCACCACACUAGUGAAUAGCCAAAUUGCACUGAUCCAGAGCAGAGCAAACAGGGACUAUAGUAUAAUUCUGGCAUCUUUUUGGUACCAACAAUUGCUUUUUACAUGCACAAAUAGGAAGUACCUGCAAACCAGAUUCUAAGUCCAGAUAGACCACCUGAAACUUUAAAGCACAGUGCAAUGGUUUGCCAACAUUCCACCCAACAGGCACCACAAAUUGUAGACGUAAAAUGUAACUGUUCAGUGUUUGGAAGGUGGAACAGCUUUUAGUAAGAGUGACAGCAACAUGAAUGAUUUUUCACCUGUGUGAAAAUCAUGCAGUAUAGUAAGAAAAAAAAUGUGUGUUAUUACAUGAUUAAAGAGGUUUAGACACAGCAAGUCCUUUGUCUACAAUGUACAGGUAUUUUGGGGCAUUUUGUUGACCAGAUGGAGUGCAAAUACCAACAUGCAACAAACUUUGAUUGAUCAAUAGAAAACACAUAUAUAUAUAUAUAUAUAUAUAUAUAUAUAUAUAUAUAUAUAUAUACCUCAGUACCUCUUGAUCAGUCUUAUGUUAGAUUCAUGUGGCUUGUGGCUGGGUUCAGGAAACAAUAAAAACUCUAAGGUGGUGUCAUGGUAUAAUGUUCUAACAAGAUCACCUUUUUUUGCAAUACCACAACUUCAAACCACAAGUUAAAAAUACAGCUUAAAAAGCCAAAGUGGGUCAGCCAUGUCUGAAAUGAGAAAUAUGCUCUGGCAUUUCAAGUACAGUGAGGCCCAGACAGUCUCCCACUGGUCAAAAAAAAAAUACAGAUGGCCAGUCCAGGAUUGGUCAGCUCUAUGUAGGAGAAAGUUUAAGUUAUGCUCGUAGUUAGCAUAUGGACAGUGGCUACUUUUUUUUUUUUUAUAAAGUAUUUAUAAAUAUGUUCUAGAAAUAAUGGUGGUUUUAAGAAGGCAUACAUAACUUAAUGUAGAGAUCAAAAACACAACAUCUAGAAGUGCCAUUAAAUGAAAUAAAAGCUGUAAUAGACCGAUAAGAGCACAAUUGAUUUAAUGAUGCACAUAAAAUGCUAAGAUAAUAUACAGGUAACUUUAAAAUACCCAAUAAACCUUAAAACGUAUAAAACAUAUCAAAGGAAUUUUAGGAUACUGUAAAUAUAUGCCUAUAUAACAGCACAGGUGUUGCCUUCAUGUAUAAGAAACUAACUAUUACUCAUGAUGCUACCAAACAUCUGCUGGGUCAAAUUUGAUGCACAUAAUUGUAGCCCCCAGCUUCUACUAGAAUAAAUUUCAGUUUUUAUUUACAACUUAUUUAUUUUUAUUUUUUUACUGGUUAAAGAGGUUUUACUUGCAGCUUUUUCAUAGGAAAAAUAUUAUGGAUGUCCUACUCUUUGCAAACAAGCAUAAUAGUCAUGUUUUGAUGGAAACAACAUUGUUAUCCUUUGAGGCUUGACAUACACUUCUGAUUUUGUUUGUACAAUCAUGACAACCAACAAGGCUCACUCAGGGGUUGAGUUUCUAUAGUUCGCACUGAGGAAUCAUGAGUUUUCAAACAAAAACUUUAAUAAGCAGGUUCGCGACCGUCAAAGAAUUUUUUAGUAUUGUCAGCAUUUAUUGUGUUAAAUGUAAGAAAUCUCAAUCACAAUUUUCAAUCAUUUUGUUGGAGAUUUGACAUGGGGAGAAAAAUUGGAAAGCUUGAAUAAAAGGAACAUACUUUUCUUCUAAUUAUUGUCAUUAGGAAAAAUACAGUAUAUGGUCUUUGCUAUUUCGUCACUUAACAGGGCAAAAUCUAAAAUUUAAAGUCACAUUCUACUUUCAUUACAUCACAUUCUUUAGAGGACAAUGAACAACAACAAAUCAGUCCAAUAAGAAGCCCUCAGUUUAAUAAGCUGCUCCUUAUCUCUUGCCUUAUCAAUAAAAUACAUUUUCCCUACUUUAAACAAAGUGAUCACUCUGCUAGAGGGUGAACGAUGCCUGUAAUUUGUAUUAACACCAAGUCCUGUGUGUUUUAGCAAACUAUUACACAAUGAACUGAAAUUGGAUGCAUUUAAGGAAGA